Molecule: messenger RNA, 1238 nt
Organism: Paralichthys olivaceus (Japanese flounder)
Lineage: Eukaryota; Metazoa; Chordata; Actinopteri; Pleuronectiformes; Paralichthyidae
Source: RefSeq, a predicted model, not a curated record
UUGAAUGACUUCCUGUGGCUGCGUGUUUACUCCUCAUUUGUUGUGUGUGCUCUGGUUCCCAGCCCCUGAAACAAGGGAGGCUCACUUUAAGAUCUCCAUUCCCUCAUUUCCCGUCUCUGAAAGUCUGUCUGCCGCCGUCUCUUCUCCGCUCAGAAACAAAAGAAGCUGACCUUCUCCAAGCUGCAGCACAAUGACUCGUAUCUCAGGUCUCUCCCCAAAACCAGCUACUACCAGAUCUUUGACCUGCAGACGCAGUUAGUGGAGCGUGGUAGCCUGAGAACCCACCAUGAGUUGGAGGCCUUUUACACGUGCAUCAAGUAUAACAGUCACCCAUCACAGCUACAGAGAAGUCUGCAGGAUGUGAGGAAAAAGAUGCUGGAAAGCAGGUCUGCAGCUGAUUUGACGUCCCAAAGCAAGACGUCAGAAAAACACCCGUCCACUGCUGAGGAUAGAGAAGCGGAGGAUGACGUCUGCUGUCCCAGGUUGUUAGAGCAAUGGUCUGGUCCAGGAGAGGGUUCGACUGAGCUGAUCUCCGGUAGCAGCCAGGAGAAGGAUGCAAUUGAGCCAGUGUUUCCCAAGAUGAAAGCCCCCACAUUUGCAACUCUGCAGCCCAACAUUAUGAGGAACUUCCAAAGCAAGAUGCCUGAUCUGACGAUACCUGAGAUUCCUGAGCAGAGCAGGAGAGCAGAGAUUUAUUUGAGACGACUGAGACAAAUGCAUCAUCUUUGCUUGACCAACAUGGCUUUUUCCCAAAGACUGUUGGACAGAGAGAGAGACUCGCUGUGCUGGCAGGAGGAGCAAGGCGUCCAAGAUUUGGUUCUUCCAGGUAUUAACCCCAAACAAGGGAAGGCGAGCCAAACCAACCAGCCACCUCUCAGCUCCCUGAAUCAGCCAAAAAGUGUCCAGAAACCUCCACAGCUGAACAGAUUGACCUCAUCCAGCCUCCAUUGUUUUGAGACUGGUUUUGUACACAGCAGUGUGCUGCCGGAAAACACCUGAUCCCUUAUCCAUUGAGGAUGUGUGUCGACAAUAGCACAUACAGAUCCUCGACCCUGGGUUUAAACUGCGGAGGAACUAUACAGAAAACACAGAUAAUUCAGGAAAUCAUGUUGUGGUUAACCCAUAUAAUACACUUUUAUACUGUCAUACAAACAUAUUACAUACUUAAAUAGGCAACUAUCUUAUCUAUCUAUCUAUCUGUUUUUUUAUAUUUUAAUAAUUCUUAUGUCAUCUCUUUA